Messenger RNA from Oncorhynchus keta (chum salmon), 3680 nucleotides. RefSeq names its product lysosomal amino acid transporter 1 homolog. Lineage: Eukaryota; Metazoa; Chordata; Actinopteri; Salmoniformes; Salmonidae. The coding region runs from base 1882 to 2850 and encodes 322 amino acids. The transcript has 12 exons. The record is from RefSeq and is a predicted model, not a curated record.
UGUCAAAGGUGUGAACAUUUUAAUGGAACAGUUAUUUUCUUACAUCUCAUCUGCUGUGGCAUUACAUUUAAAAUCGGAGUCAGGAGCCUCCCGAGGGCUGCAGCGGUCAGACCCAGCUUCAUUCCCGGGCUGUGCCAUAGGAAUACACACAAUUGCUCCAGCGUCGUCCGGGUUAGGGGAGGGUUUGGCUCAUCGCGCCCGAGCGAGUCCUUGUUGCGGUCAGGGUGCCUGCAGGCUGACCCCGGUCGCCAAUAGGCUCUAUGCAUUAUACCGCCUCCAACAUUCUAAUUUACUUCCUACCGGGUUGAUAACUUCCGGAGCGAUUUCUGCUGUUGUUUUUAUCAUUAGCUUACUAGCUAUAACUUUAGUUGAUGCAUUUCUGACUGAAAUAGUUCGCAAUGACUACGUUUAAAUUACAGCCCGGCGAAGGAGGUGCUAAUGAACAUUUUUCAGUGCCUCUGUGUUCAGUUUCCUCCAAAUGUAAUGGUAUUGUGAGCUUCCAUAGUUUCCCGGUCGAUGUAACUUAGAGCUCAGAAAAAGGGGGUUGGUGGCAGUAUGUCGUGACAACUUUACUGUCACCAAACACACAAAGGUGUGUAGUACACAUUUCGUCGAGUGACGUUGUUGAGGGAAAAAAAUGGGGGGCGACAAUACCUAAAAAGAGGUGUUGUUCCUACUCUUCGUGUGGAACUAGCACAUUCAAAAGAGACCCGGUGUUUGGGAAAGAAGACUGAAACAUCCUGCUCCAACCGAGGAGGACGAAGAACAAGGUGCGCUGCUUAUGGACUGUGCCGUCUCUGAUCCGGUCCAGACACAUGAUUACUAUGCAGUCCCUGAACGUGACCCAAAUGACAAAACAUGAGCAUGUAAGAGAAAUUAAAGAGCUUCGAGCCAAGCUGGAGAACUGACCGCCCAAUACGGCUUUGGUCUACAUGGAUUUGCUGGUUCUGACGAGGGUAUACGUUUUUACACAAGACACUGACAUCAAUCGACGAGUAGUGUCUUGUUUAUGACUCGUCUGUCGCUGGGUUUGAAGCAGAUGGAUUUGGCUCAUCGGUUCAGCAUCUACCAAUCGACAGGGAGACGGAUUAUCAUCUCUUGGGCCAACUUCCUCUACUGUCUGCUUGGGUAAGCACGGGUAUGGAUCCACAAGGAAACCAUCGAAGCCCACCUACCACCUGAGUUCAAGGACUAUCCAGACACCCAGGAGGACAGUCACACCAGCUACAACCUGUGAGAAGGAUUUGACCUUGCACCUAGUAGUAAGCAUGAGAUCUCUUCAACUUCAGCUCUCCAUUCUGUAUCUUCAGGUAAGAAGUGUGUUGGAAUGUGUUUCAUCCGACACAUUGGUGCGGCUGGUUUCCGGGUUAAGGAGCGCGGUUAGGUGGGUCAUGUUUCGGGCAUGAUUCCACUUUCGCCUCGCGUUGGGGAGUUCCAGCGAUGAGAACAUUUCGAAAAAAAGGAGGGGGGGUAAAAUAAUAAAAAAUAUAUUUAAAAAAUCAGUGUCAGAUGCAUUUUUGUGACACAGUUGAACCCAGACCAAAAUAGUCCUUAGGGAAGGUAUUUUGUAGAAUAAACUGACAUGAUUUCAGAGCAGAGAGGAAGCAAGAGGGCUUGCUCCGGUCAAAAUAUGUCCCCGAUAAUAAGCAGACCUCCCAUUUUGGGGGAGGAGACUAGACCAUCUCGUCAUUAUAUACAUUUUCUUUGGUUAAGCAUAGUUCUGUGCUGAGUCAUCAGUCAGGUGAGCAGGGUCAGCUGACAACACUAUUUAGAUCGAAGACUCCCGCGAGCUAAGGCCAAGCAGAGUUUUGAGAGCUUGUGAGACGUCUGAAAAAGGCAUUGGGGCUCCCUGGACACUUCAAUAACCGCCCGAGAAACAGCAUGAGCCUGAAUAUGGGGUCAGCUGAUGGUGUCCUCAAGCGGGUGUCUUUUGGAUGGAACACUGAUGGAAACUUCAGCUCUGUAUGCCCCAAUGGAUCGGUAUGGGUUUGGGAAGGGCUGGGGGAAUGUGCCCAGGAUGCCAGGGACAUGGCCAGUGUCAUCCUGGGUCUGCUGUCUAUAGUGUGCUUCAUGGUUUCUUCUCUGCCGCAAUACUACAGCUCUUGUAAGAGUGGGAAUAUGGACAGCGCCUUGUCCAUUUGGUUUCUGUUGCUGUGGCUGGGGGGUGACUCCUGCAAUCUUGUAGGCUCAUUCUUAGCUGACCAACUGCCUCUACAGAUAUACACAGCAGUGUAUUAUGUACUGGCUGACUUAUUGAUGCUGGGAUUGUACUUUUACUACGUAUCUAAGCACAGGAUGAAUAACAACAGGUCGGUUCUAAAUGUAGUUGGUGCAGUCUAUAUACUGGGCUUCUUUGCCAGCCUCGUUGCCUUACCUGGGUCAGGGUCCCAACAGGAUGUGGUCCUCCCUGGGUUUAAGGGGCGGGCCUUGCUGUCAACCACUGUGGACAGUGUUAAGAUGCUUUGUCUUUGUGUCCAGGCUUUCAGCACCAAGGAGAUUAUUGGGUUUACCAUUGGCUCCAUAUCCUCAGUGCUCUACCUCUGUUCCAGACUGCCACAAAUGCACACUAAUUACUUAAGGAAGUCGACGGAGGGUGUGUCCUACUUCCUGUUUGCCCUGGUCAUCCUGGGUAACACUACGUACGGCCUGAGUGUGCUGCUGAAGAACCCUGAGCAAGGCCAGGGAGAGGGAAGCUACAUCAUCCACCACCUGCCCUGGCUCAUAGGAAGCCUGGGCACCCUCUCUCUAGACAUCCUGAUCUCCGUACAGUUCCUGAUAUACCGCAAUAAUGCCCCUCUGGAGGAGUUGGAAUCGCAGCAUGAUGAGAGAGCUACUCUGCUGGACAAAUGAAACUGCUCCCUUUGUGCUGGAUCUAGCAGUUUCAGACAAUUAUCCCCACCCAAUAGACUCACUCACAUUCCUAAACACUAAAUCCAUAACUUUUUGACAAACACAGAAAAUCCCUUUUCACUGUAUUGUUAUAUUUAUUUGUAUUUGUGUUAUGAGAAAGAUGCCACUUUGUUAAUUGGGAUUCAGCUAUAGUUUACUUUAGCUGUUCAUAAUUGCUCUUAAUCUUUUAGAGAAGGACCUUCCAACCAUUUGUCUAAAUACUUCUAGUAUUUCAAAUUUAAAAACCUCUCCUGACAAUCAUGACACUACUACUGGUAACUACAUGGAACCCUCUCGUCAGAUUAGAAUAGUCUUGUUUUGUAUUUCAGAAGUGAUUGACAAAAAAUAUUUUUUUGCAGAUCACUUCAUGUCUUGAGUAUACAGAGACAUGAAUCUUAGUGUCUUGACAUGUUCAUGUGGAUUUAUUGUAACUUCAUUAAAGUGUAAAUGUCUGAAGUACUGUACUUCAUUUAUUUGAUUGUUUACAUCAGUUGCCUUUAAGCAUUUUGAAUUGUAGAUUUAUGUACUUUUUGUUGACUCCUUUUUUGAUGUCUGAUUUCUUUUUUGUUUUGCAAUAAAAAAUAUUUUGCAUCUUCAAAGUGGUAGAGGCAUGUUGUGUAAAUCAAAUGAUACAAACCCCCCCAAAAAAUCUAUUUGAAUUCAAAAUAGGAAAAAUGCUAAGGGGGUGAAUACUUUCGCAAGCCACUAUAUGGAAAUUGUUGACACCACAAAGUAGAGACUUGGAAACACAUUAUCCAAAAUGCUAAUCAAUAAAAAUGCCUGUUAAAUUC